This is a messenger RNA of Adineta ricciae, 2688 nucleotides long. NCBI's taxonomy places the organism in Eukaryota, Metazoa, Rotifera, Eurotatoria, Adinetida, Adinetidae. The record is from the annotation of a GenBank genome assembly.
AUGUGGAAAGCAUCUAUUAAUCGUAUUGGCAUCAGUAUUAUUGAUAAUAGCAUUCAUAACAAUGACAAACAGCAACCAACUAGAUCCAAUGAAACACAUCAUCUGCCAUCUCUGCCAACUCAAUCAAGUCUUGCACCAUUAGUUGCAUUUGAUGAAGAUGGUGACAUUCCAAUACCUGUCAUAGAACGAUUGGAUGUUGUCAUCUCACCUUCUACUGCUCAUUCAAAUCUGAUUGUGAAUUACUGUUGCCAUUGCUGUUCUUGGCAAAAAUUUCGAAAUGACUUUUGCCAUAUUUUCUCUCAUUUCUUUUUCUCUCAACUUGGCCUAUCAGUGCUGGUUUUUAUCUACGUUGCACUCGGCGGUUUUAUAUUCUAUGCCAUCGAAUCCAAACAUGAACUACGUAAAAACGAACAAAUCAAAUUGGAAUAUUCACGUGGUAUCCGUAACAUCCGUUUCAUCGCUACAAAUGAAUUCAAUUGGAUGUUGAAUGCAUCAUUUGAAUUACGCUAUGCACUUUGGCGUGGAAUGAUGUCUCGCCAAGAUGGUUACGACAAUACAGGAUGGCGUGUAUAUGUUAACAGUGAACGAUUUGAUAAAUUAAUCGACGACGAAUUAGCACGAAUGCAAGCUGAACAAGAGAAAUUAUCAGACAAACAUGAUUCACGAACAGAAGCAGCAUAUAAUCAAAAAUGGACAUUUUCAACUGCAAUGCUUUAUUCAGCAACCGUCAUAACAACGGUUGGCUACGGACACAUAGCACCUAAGUCAAUUCUAGGCAAAGUAAUGACGUGUAUUUAUGCGAUGUUUGGAAUUCCAAUAAUGAUUAUGUGUUUGACCAACACAGGCGAUUUGUUAGCUUUUUUCUUUAUUAAAUACUACUCGUUAACUAUACAUUUUACACAACGAUUGCUUAAAAGUCGACGAGCAAAAUUGUAUCAUCAAAAUCAAACAGAAUAUGUAGAACAUGUACCGAUCGCAGCUACGCUAGGUGUACUAGCCUUGUAUAUUAUAGCUGGUGCCGUACUCUUUUCUCAUUGGGAAGGUUGGUCAUAUGUCGAUGGCGCUUAUUUUUCAUUUAUUACCUUUACCACCAUCGGUCUCGGUGAUCUAGUGCCCGGUAAAGGGACAUUAACCGAAAAUAAAAAUGGCAAAUCGAUUCUAUGCGCUCUCUAUCUUCUGUUCGGUCUUGUUCUUACUGCUAUGUGUUUCAAACUAAUGCAAGAUGAUUUAUUUGCGAUAAAACGAAAGCUUUUCGCUCGUCUAGGACUUGAGAGUCAACAUAAUGUUCAUCAUCAUCAUCAAUCACACGAACGUGAACUGAUCAAACACAAUAAUUGUAUGGCAGAAAGACGUAUUCUAAUCUUGGACGAUGGUCAGAUAACUUCCAUUAUUGCUGAACACUCAUGGACAGAUUUUCUCGAUGACAGUGAUGGUAAUGUUGAACUGUAUAUUUUCACGACCUACAAAGAAGUACCACAUCCAACAUCUGAUGGUGCACUUGAAUUAUGGGCAUUUCAUAUGCAUCGACAAUACACAUUUACUCAUAUCUAUACUAAAAACGAGGAUUUAAUCAUACGAGCGGCACAUUUACGAACAUUAUUGAAUAUCAAGACUGGUUUGUCUGCUGAUCAAGUACAAGCUUAUCGCGAAAAGGUGCAUAUGAAAGAACUUGCUACAGUUGGCGGUUUUCCUGUUCCACCAUUCACACGCUUAUUAGCACCUAUCGAUUUGAUUUGUUUUAUUGAAAAAUAUGGUUAUCCGGUAAUAGUCAAACCUACUCUUGGUUGUGCUGUAGCUGGUCUACAUUUGAUUUCAAAUGAAGAGGAAUUACAAUCAUUUCUCUCAUCGAAACUUUUCUCAUGUAUCGAUAUCAAUCAACGAAUGGAUUUAGUAGGCGAAUUAAUGGUCGAAGGAUUCAUGCGUGGACGUAUGUAUCAUGUAAAUGGUAUAGCUGUCAAUGGUCGAAUUACGCACGUAUGGCCGUUUGCAUAUCUUCACACAUGUUUGGAUUUCGCUAAACAUGGAACAGCCUAUGGAAAUUCAUCUGUGCCACGAUCGAAUCCAUUGUUCAAUCGUUUAUAUAAUGCGGCACAACGACUUCUCGAUAUUUUACCAACACCAAAUGAUUGUUUAAUAUUUCAUUUGGAAUUAUACGAAAAUCUGGAUGAAAAGCGUUCACCAAAUGAUGAUUUUGUCUUAUGUGAAAUAGCAGCUCGUGCACCUGGUGGCUCCAUUACUCAUCUUAUUGAUCUACUAUCUUUUCAAGAUAACGAAUAUGAUUCGUUUGCUCGAUUGGAUUUCCGGGCAAGUGUCUCCUUACCGAUUCCACUUUCAUCAACAGAACACGAACAGGAUGAUAAAGUUAUUACGGAUCUUGUUAUUCCACGUAAAUCUGGCAAACUUAUGUACAUACCACGAGAAUGUCCACUACCAAAUUUAACGUACAUCCCAUUAGCUAAUGUAGAAAAACCGACAACAUAUGAUAAAUACGAUGCCAAUUCAAUCAAUAGUGCAUGUCGUCUAAUUACUUAUUCGAAAACAAUGGACGAAGGUAGAGAAUUAGUUGAAAAAGGACUGAAAUGGUUUGAUGAUGCAUGUAUUGUUACACCUAUUGAUGAACCUUGUUCAGUAUCAUUAAUCAAAGAAUUUCAUCGGUUUUUAAGUAGAAGAACGUUCAAUGUAAUCUAA